This is a messenger RNA of Cryptomeria japonica (Japanese cedar), 894 nucleotides long. RefSeq names its product sec-independent protein translocase protein TATA, chloroplastic. Lineage: Eukaryota; Viridiplantae; Streptophyta; Pinopsida; Cupressales; Cupressaceae. The coding region runs from base 172 to 612 and encodes 146 amino acids. Gene Ontology annotation, biological process: protein transport by the Tat complex. Gene Ontology annotation, cellular component: membrane. The transcript is spliced from 3 exons. The record is from RefSeq and is a predicted model, not a curated record.
GAACAACGGCUGAGAAGUUAUAAUGGACUUCCCUCCUUGGGAUCGUACACCAAGAGGUGGAUUUUGCUUUACAAGUAGAAUCAAUUUAGAGGAUGUAGAUUUAUAGAUGAAUAUAUUAACGUGUUUAUCUAGAUAGUGAGUGAGACAACGGGAACCAGCGAAUCAAUCCACAUGUAUGUGAUGGCGAGCACCAGGCUUGUGAUAGGCCUGCCUAAUGGUCGGACAGGGCACCUUCCUUCCACCUCUGGCGUUGUUUGUCCAGCGAGCUCAUGCAGCUUUAUGAGGGGCGAGAAGGGCAUAUUAUGUAUGAGAAUGAGAGGCUUGGCAAGCAGGAGGAGGAGGAAGGACAGUCUCAAAGUGCAAGGUUUGUUUGGACUGGGCGUGCCUGAGCUUGUCGUGAUUGCAGGAGUCACUGCUCUCAUUUUUGGCCCCAAAAAGCUGCCUGAAAUCGGAAAAAGUCUUGGCAAGACUGUAAAGAGCUUUCAACAGGCAGCUAAAGAGUUUGAGACAGAAGUGAAAAAGGAAGGUGAACCUUCAACAACCGAGUUAUCAAAGCCAACCAGCUCUGCCUCUGAAGUUCAAGCAACUGAUGAAGCUGAGAAGAAGAUCUAGUAUUUGUUUUAGUAUUUUUAUGUUCUGUUGAUGUUCCAGAAAGUUAUAUAACCAGAUUCAAAUUAUUUUUUAUUGGAAAUUAUGCAUUUGCUAUCAGUCUAUAUCAGCAUGUUUUUGUUUAUUUUCCAUUUUUCAGCCACAAUGUAAAGGUAAGAUUAGCAGUUCUAUCAGGUCUUUGGCUCAGACGUUUAGAUCUGAGAAUUCAGGUUUGUCUCCCUUCCAAAAAGCCAAAAUUUCAGUUCAAUUUGAAGAAAAAAACGCUGUGAUGGGCUAUUGAUUUGA